Molecule: messenger RNA, 1179 nt
Organism: Xyrauchen texanus (razorback sucker)
Lineage: Eukaryota; Metazoa; Chordata; Actinopteri; Cypriniformes; Catostomidae
Gene: gng3
Product: guanine nucleotide binding protein (G protein), gamma 3
Exons: 3
Coding region: 151-378 (75 amino acids)
Biological process (GO): G protein-coupled receptor signaling pathway
Cellular component (GO): heterotrimeric G-protein complex
Molecular function (GO): G-protein beta-subunit binding
Source: RefSeq, a predicted model, not a curated record
GCACUGGACUGUACAGAACUGGGGAGCAUCCACACUGUCUAUGAGGGUGCGGUCCUGCUGCGCUGAAAGCAACAACACAGACAGAUAGAGAGAAGGAAUAAGGAAAGAAGAGGAGGGAGAGAUAUCACCACAAGAGGAAUACAACAAGGAAUGAAAGGAGACACCCCUGUGAACAGCACCAUGAGCGUCGGUCAGGCCAGGAAGCUGGUAGAACAGCUGAAGAUUGAAGCCAGUUUUUGCAGAAUCAAGGUUUCUAAGGCAGCAGCAGACUUGAUGGCCUACUGUGAUGCCCAUGCAUGUGAGGACCCUCUCAUCACCCCUGUGCCCACUUCAGAAAACCCAUUCAGGGAGAAAAAGUUCUUUUGUGCUCUUCUCUAAGCAGGACACAGAAAGAACAGGAUUAGUCUCAUUUAAAUAAUAACGAUCUGUGUAUGCACAUCAUACAACACAACACUUGACCAUACACAACAUAAAAACAUACAGUUCAAAAAAAUGCAAGGAAAUGGAUACUAAAUUUCAUAAACUGUCAGUGCAGAAGCUGAAAAUGGAAAAAAAAAUAAUGUUUGUGAGGAUGUUUAUUGUUAUUCUCCUUAUAUGGGAAGCCUUUCCUUUAAGGUCACACAGGUGAAAAAUAAAUAUAAGAUUGAUGCAAACUGAUCAGCUAGAACAACACAUAUGCAAUCACAGUUUUUUAAUCAAUCAAAAGGAAGCAGAUGUGGGUCCGGAUGUUUAAAUUAUUUGAAAUUGUAUUUAUUAUAUUCAAAAAGUCUUUAUGAUAUGGAGUUCUUUCCACAGCAUAAUACAGUGAUUCUGUUUGUAUAUAUAUUAUUAUAUUUUAAUGCUUCAUUUGAGGUUGCUAUAUGUCUGGUUAAAAGGUUGAGUAUUUAAGUUUAGAUCAAUGUGAGAAUGUGAGACUUCAAAUAUGUACACACAAACACCAACAGUAUAAAACACUCCUGGAGGGGUUUGUUCAAAGAACAUUAUGUCCUCUAAACAAAUGUUUCUGACCAGUGGUAUCUAAUCUCUAAGGGUUUGAAAUUAGAGUUGUUUGCAUGAAGGGUGAAUUAUUGGAGAAUAAUUUCAAAACAGCAUUUUGUGGGCCCAAAUGAUGGGUCAAAAUACUAGACAGAAUCCAAUGAUGGUAUGAAUAAAAACGGUAAAAUACAACACACUUUUGAA